CUAUGGAAAUCUCCAACUAUUUCAAAACACAGAUUCUAUAGAAUUUCUGAAGAACUUCCUCAAUCACCUGCUCCUCAAAUCACUCCUAAAAUUCUUUUUCCCAAUUUCUCUCCACAAUCAAAUCCAAACCUUAAAAUUACUUCUCAUUCUCAACAUACACACUACUGCACGAUUUAUAAA
Molecule: messenger RNA, 180 nt
Organism: Dentiscutata erythropus
Lineage: Eukaryota; Fungi; Glomeromycota; Glomeromycetes; Diversisporales; Gigasporaceae
Source: the annotation of a GenBank genome assembly